AUUACUCUUUAUAGAAAUAUUGCUAUGGUUCAUGGACUUCGGAUAAAUGAGCCACUUUUACAAAGUUUAGAAAAGUAAAUUCAUUAAUUAUCUAUGUUCAUUAAUUAAUCAUCGGCUGAUCCAAGUUUUAAUUGUCAAGGUGCUGCGUUUGACUUCUAGCUGAUACAUUACAUAUUACAUGCGCUUCAUAGUGUCUCUUAUUUGGGCAUAAUUAGAAAUUUUUUGUUCAUUAUAACCGUUUACAAAUAUGCCUAUGAAGACCAAAGAUGCACGCUUUAAGUUUUUUGGAGAUCAUAACAAAUUUCUACAAAGAAUAAAGAAGACGUUAUAUUAUGGCUCAAUACCAAAAACAGAUUGUUUGAGUCUACCAGUAACAGAAUUGGCUGCCGAAUUGUUUUCUCAACCCCAACAUGGACAUUCACUAGAAAGACUGCAAUGUAACGAUGCUGCUAAAAUUUCACGAAAUGCAUGUGUAUCACCAUGUUCCUUAGUUCUUGCUGUUCUUUAUUUGGAACGUUUAAAACUAAUUAAUCCUGAUUAUCUGCAACAAGCUUUACCUUCUGAAUUGUUUCUAGUAUCAUUGAUGAUUUCAAGUAAGUUUUUGCAUGAUGAUGGAGAAGAAGACCAAGUUUUUAUUAAGGAAUGGGCUGCGUCAGGUAGAAUUUCAGCAAUAAGACUAAUUCAGUUAGAGAAAGAAUUUCUUGAAGCAAUUCAAUGGGAUAUUCAUGUUAAUCAUUGUAUUUUCUGGAAGAAACUAGUUGAAUUAGAAAAAAUCAUUGCCACAAAAGAAGGAAGAAAUAGGGGCUGGUUCACAUACACUGAACUGGAAAAUCUUUUAAAAACAAUUAACAUCAAUGACUUUUUGCAGUACAUUUGUGGAGUAUCUGUAGUAUUGCUUACAACGUAUGCUAUUGGUUUUUUAACUAUCUUAGGAGCUGUACAUCUAGUAAGCAAAAUGCCCGGAAAUUCUUUAACUCCCUCAAUAAAGUAUGUAGCUGAUGAUAAUAUCUCAAAAAGCAAACAAAACUUGACAAAUACUCAAGAGGAAAAUGCAAUUACCAUUAAAAAUUUUACUGAUCAGAUUGAAACCAAUAAUUAUGGUCCCAAAGUUAUUAAGAAAUCACUUGAUGCAGCUGAUGUACUUAAAACAGGAAUUCUCCUUGCUUCAAUAAAAUCACCUCCAGUAAACCUGUUAGAUGAAAUAGUAGAUAAUUUUGAUAGCAAUGAGGAAAAUAAUAAAACUGCAGAAUUUAUCUCCUGGGAUUGGUGGAAUUGUACAUCACUGGUUUUAUUGGGGGAGACCUCAAAAAUGAUUGAAACAGUGAUUAUUGAUUUCAAAUGCUUUAUUUACAACCAGUAUCAAGAAAAGUGUUUGGCAAAUUGUAAAGUUUUAGAUCUUGAAGAUCAGUUACAUAAAGCCACAAAAGUACGAAUUCAGGACCAAAUUGAAAGAUCAUGGCACAAGGAAUGGACAGACAUGUUUAAAAACUUAUUCUCAAAGACAGACACUUUAGCCAAAUUUCUAAUGUAAAAUUUAUCUUUUUCAAUGGAGAAUAAAAUAUAUUUAAACAUGUUA
Molecule: messenger RNA, 1576 nt
Organism: Agrilus planipennis (emerald ash borer)
Lineage: Eukaryota; Metazoa; Arthropoda; Insecta; Coleoptera; Buprestidae
Product: protein CNPPD1
Exons: 5
Coding region: 248-1531 (427 amino acids)
Biological process (GO): regulation of cyclin-dependent protein serine/threonine kinase activity
Cellular component (GO): cyclin-dependent protein kinase holoenzyme complex; nucleus
Molecular function (GO): cyclin-dependent protein serine/threonine kinase regulator activity; protein kinase binding
Source: RefSeq, a predicted model, not a curated record